AUGUCGACAUCCGUACGCCAGCCGAAGCCGACCCGCAAGGGCGUGCAACCCGACCCGUCACCCGCGCGACGCCCCUCGGCGUGGAAUGGCGCCCGCGCGUCACCCACUUUCUCCCCGGGCGCCCACUCUGCCCGGCUCCCCACCAGCCCCGGCAACGGCGCCUUCCCGCCCCUCGCUGUCCAGCCCAACGGCGGGACCACCUCUCCCGGCCCAGGGCCACGCACCGAGACCGAUCGCAUGCUCGCAUCCCUCGCCGGCCUGACCGGGACGACGAUCACGCUCAACACGAAGACCGGCCAGCGUUGGGAAGGCGUCGUCCUGUCGACCGGCGCCGAGGGGGAUACGACCGGCGUCACCCUCCGCGACGCUCGCGACAUAUCCGUCCCCGGCGCACCUCUCAAAGAACGGCACUUCGUCGCCUCCACCAACAUCGACCGCUGGUCGUCGGGCCCGGCCGAUGCCCAGCCUCCCGUCGGCGAUACAUUCAAGACCGACACCGACAUCAGCCGCAAGACGGCCGGCCGCGAACGCGAGCUGCAAGCGUGGCAGCCCGACGCUCCGCCUCCCGCCAGCGGGCCUGGCUCGCAAGGCGACGACCUUACAUUUGGUACUGGCGCGUCCAGUGGGCCUCAGGGCUGGGACCAGUUCGCGGCGAACGAGAAGCUAUUCGGGGUCAAGGCCGGCUUUGAUGAAGACCUUUAUACGACCAAACUCGACAGGAAUGCGCCCGACUUCAGGGAACGCGAGCGCGAGGCGCAGCGCAUCGCGAACGAGAUCAUGGGCGCCAUGUCCAACAACCCGCACGUACAGGAGGAGCGGGUGAUGAACACCGUCGACGACAGCGGCGUCAACGAGGAGGACAAGUACGGUGCCGUCGUUCGUGGCCCGAACGCGUACGUGCCCCCUGCCGCCCGCAAGUCCGGCCAACCGAGCGCCGCCAAGCCGGACACGCCCAAGGUCACCAUCAACGCGCCCGAUGGCUCUUCGGCGACCUCGCCUCCCGCCAAGAUGCCACCUGCGGCGGCGGCCGCCUCGUCCUCGUCGCCUGCCCCUGCUGCUAACGGCAGCGUCAGUAAGCCCGCCGACGCCGUGCCCGCGUUCCGCGACUUCGUGACGAACGAAAAGCAGCGGUUGGCGCAGAAGAGGCAGGCAAUGAUCAAGAACGACAUGGACAAGCGCAUGGCCGAGCUCGUCAAGUUCAGCAAGAACUUCAAGCUUAACAAGCCUAUCCCGGAAGAUCUGGUCCCGAUUCUUGCUAAAGACGAAGAGAAGCAGAAGCAGAUCAAGGAGAAGUCGGCCGAAGACGCUGCGUCGGCCAAGGCGCGCACGAUUGCGACAGCCUCGGCGCCAGGCGCUCCCGCCGGCGUCACCCCUUCGCCUUCCCAUCAGGUCGUGCCGACUCAGGCCAAAACUCCUGCUCCCUCCAAUUCCGCUGCGAAGAACGGUGCCGCGGCUCCGCAGAAGAACGGUGUGGUUUCGUCUGCCUCCGCGGCUGCCGUUGCUCCUGUUAUUGGCGCGAAAAAGCCCGCGGAUGGCGCAGCGGCUCCUGCGGUCAAGAAGGGCAUGUUCAUACAGCCCAUCCCGCCGUUCAAGCCCAAGAACAAGCCUGCCGCUCUUGCCGCUACGCCUGCCUCCGGACCAGGCGCGUCCUCCAGUGCUUCCGUUUCUGUGGCUCCUUCGACGGCUGGUACGCCUCCUGCGGUGCCCUCGUCCCCCUCGACUGCCGCAAGGUUGAACACCACGCCGACCCCACCGAAGGCUCCAAGCUCUCCCAAGACGUCCAAGGCCGAACCCCCCCAGCAGCCAAACCCGUUCUUCGGCACGCGGCCGAUCAAGAAGGGCCCGGUCAGCAUCAGGGACGACUUCAAUCCGUUCAAGUACAACAAAGUCGCAGAGGCGUCCGCCGUUGCGGCCCUCUGGCCGUACCAGGGUAAACGCUACUUGUCGAUGUUUCCGCCGAUCCAGCAACAACCACCGCCACAGCAGUCCCCUCAUAUGGUGCACCCGGGGCCUCAGCCGCUUCCUCCGCCAUCCUACGAGGAAGACUCGGCUGCGCAGGCCGCGGCAAGGCAAGGUUAUGUGUACGCCUACCCACCCUAUGCUUAUGCUGGUCAACCUAUGAUGCCAGGCAUGCCGCCCCCUGGGCCGCCUGGUGCGUACAUGCCAAGCCCCUAUAUGCAGCCUAUGGGAUAUCCACCGAUGCACGCUCCUAAUGGGCAACCUAUGUACGCCGCCCCUAUGGGACAGAUGCCCCCCCCGCAGGCGUACAUGCAGCCGCCUCCGCCCGGAUCCUAUCCGGCGCCCCCGAACGGCGCAGGCCACCGCCCGUCGAUGCCGCCGACGCCCAUCCCGGCGCACGCGCACGCGUACUAUCAGCCGAGCCCUCAGCGUACGCCUGUCGCCGUGCCUGUUGAUGCGCAUGGCAAAACGCUCACGACGCCCGUGUUCUUUGUGCCCGCAGUGCAGCACGCCGUGCCGUAUCACAUGAUGAUGCCGCCCCCGCCCCCGGGGGCGAACGUCCCGCCGCCGCACGGCUACGAAGUCCAGCAGGUGCAGGCGCCCGUCCAGAUGGGCGGUGUGCCGGGUCACGCAUGA
Messenger RNA from Punctularia strigosozonata HHB-11173 SS5, 2595 nucleotides. RefSeq lists its product as uncharacterized. Gene Ontology annotation, molecular function: RNA binding. Gene Ontology annotation, cellular component: cytoplasmic stress granule. Lineage: Eukaryota; Fungi; Basidiomycota; Agaricomycetes; Corticiales; Punctulariaceae. Gene Ontology annotation, biological process: cytoplasmic stress granule assembly. The record is from RefSeq and is a predicted model, not a curated record. The coding region runs from base 1 to 2595 and encodes 864 amino acids. The transcript is spliced from 11 exons.